AUGACCCAUUCGAAAUACCGAAAUCUGCCCCUCCGAUAUUCUCUGCUUGCUCACCUGCCGUAUACGCCAGCGGGCGGACUGUUAACGAAUUCAUCCCCUCCUGUGUAUCAGCCACUGAGCGACUUUGACUAUCAAUCUCUGAAUCUCGCACUCAAUCAAGAACUUAUUGAGUUGGACUUAUUCCACCAUGGUCUUGCUCGAUUCUCUGUGCAAGAAUUCGAAGACGCCAACAUCACAGCGGCCGACCGAUAUCUGAUCGAGUUCAUGGCUGAUCAGGAGGUGGGGCAUGCGACGCUGAUCUCCAACAUGCUCGGGCCAAACAACGCGUCCAAGUCAUGCAACUACUCGUAUCCAUUCCAAACGGUCCACGAAUUUAUUCAGUUCAAUGAGUUUGGGAGUCUGCCCUUACUAAAUUACCUCGUUACCCGCUUCGGCGAGGCCGGCACGUACGGAUUCCUUGAGCAUCUGGACUCGCGCGCCUCAGCGCAGCUUGUACUGGAGGCCAUCACUACCGAGGCACGCCAGGAGAUGAUAUUCAGGCAGUUUCAGGGAUUGUUCGCAAUGCCAUUCUGGUUUACGACUGCCAUCACACAAAGCAUGCAGUGGACAUUGAUGGCUCCGUACAUUAUAUCAUGUCCUGCAGAGAAUGCCCGCAUAGAAUGGCAAAAUUUUCCUGCGCUGAAUAUCACAAACACUCCGAACAUCACAGAAUUGACCAACGCCUCGUUCCCUGCCAUCACGCAGAAUCACACCGCAUUCACUAGUCCUGGGCAAAAUAUCUCUCUUUCGUGGGAAUCUCCCGGGAAGUCCGUAGGACCAAACAACUCGUACACCACUAAUACCACCGCGGGCGAGCCGAAGUUCGCGGCCUGGAUCUCCCAGCUCAACACGACGUACACGCCACUGACGAAUGUCAGUGGACACACCGCUUACACGACACAGCCUGGUGGUGAAAUCUAUGGCAACAACACCUUCUCGACUAUCAAUGGCACGAUCUUUGUCGUGAUCACGGAUUCGGACCCAUACGUUACGCCGGCCAAUUUGAGCUUCAUUAAUCAGCAUGUCGUUGCUGGCCCUGCUUAUUACUUUGCGGGUUGA
This is a messenger RNA of Postia placenta MAD-698-R-SB12, 1098 nucleotides long. RefSeq lists its product as hypothetical. Lineage: Eukaryota; Fungi; Basidiomycota; Agaricomycetes; Polyporales; Adustoporiaceae. The transcript has 10 exons. The coding region runs from base 1 to 1098 and encodes 365 amino acids. The record is from RefSeq and is a predicted model, not a curated record.